AUGAUGUUUCCGAACAACUUGAACCUCCGGCCAUCAGCCAUAGUACUGCCGGAGAUCACUGGAAAUUGGGAGCUGAAGCAUACUCUGAUCCAGAUUUUGCCCAAAUACAGUGAUAUGCCCGGAGAGGACCCUCAAAGACAUCUCCAAGACUUUCAGAUGGCAUGUGGAACGGUGCGCACCGCCAGUCAAGCACUUGGCGAAUACAUCCGACUCCUUACCUUUCCGUUCUCUCUGUUAGAAGGAGCGAGGGAGUGGUUGUAUGAUUUACCCGAAGGAAGCAUUCGGACCUGGCAGGAGUUGCAGAGCAAGUUUUUGGAAAAGUACUUCCCAGCUGCCCGGAUCCAAAAUCUGAGGACUCGAAUAAGCAAUAUAAAGAUGGGAUCGGCAGAAGUCCUAUAUGAGUACUGGAAAAGGUUCAAGCAGAUGCUGGCUAAAUACACACAACACCAAAUACCGGAUCAUGAUCUUAUUCGGUAUUUCGUGGGAGGACUCCGAAGGCAAGAUAGGCAAUGGCUACACGCUGCAUGUGGAGGAUCAAUCUUAAACAAAUCUGCAGCGGAAGCUUUCAAGCUCAUAGCCGACAUGGCAGAGAAAUCGAGAGAUGAGGAAGGGACUAUAGUCAGAACCACUCCGGUGCCGGCUCCCACUGCCCAAAACGAUAAGUUGGACAAGCUGUGCAACAUGUUCGAGAAGUUUAUGACGAACCAAGGAGCACCCAAUCAAGGAAUUCCCAACAUUCAGAAACCUGUGAAGGCAUGUCAGUUUUGCAUGGCGACUUCACAUGCAACCGAUGAAUGUUCACAACUUUUCGAAGAUGAAGAGCUUAAUGCUAUUGGACAAUCACCAGAAGGAAACAAUGGAGGGCAAAACCAGAAACCUUUUGAGCCUUACAGACAGCAGUAUAACAAUCAAGGAUAG
Salvia miltiorrhiza (redroot sage) is the source of this 918-nucleotide messenger RNA. RefSeq lists its product as uncharacterized. The record is from RefSeq and is a predicted model, not a curated record. Lineage: Eukaryota; Viridiplantae; Streptophyta; Magnoliopsida; Lamiales; Lamiaceae. The coding region runs from base 1 to 918 and encodes 305 amino acids. The transcript has a single exon.